AUGGGGAACGUGGAGAGCGCGGACGGGGAGCUACUGCCCCGGAGCCCGGGCGGAGCCCCCCUGGGGGGGUCCGGGCUGCUGCCCGCGGGGAAGAUGCCGAUGCCGGAGCCCUGCGAGUUGGAGGAGAGGUUCGCCCUGGUGCUGAGCUCCAUGAACCUCCCCCCCGACAAAGCCCGGCUCCUGCGCCAGUACGACAAUGAGAAAAAAUGGGACCUGAUCUGCGACCAGGAGCGGUUCCAGGUGAAGAACCCUCCCCAUACCUACAUCCAGAAGCUGCAGACCUUCCUGGACCCCGGCGUGACUCGGAAGAAGUUCAGACGGAGGGUGCAGGAAUCGACCAAAGUGCUGCGGGAGCUGGAGAUCUCCCUGAGGACCAACCACAUUGGGUGGGUUCGGGAGUUUCUCAAUGACGAGAACAAAGGCCUGGACGUCCUGGUGGAGUAUCUCUCCUUCGCGCAGUGUGCUGUGAUGUUUGAUUUUGAGGGUCUGGAAAGCGGCGAGGACGGCGCGCUAGAAAAGCUGAAAUCCUGGAGCAGAUCCAUCGAGGAUCUGCAGCACCCCAUAACCCUGUCUGCCCCCUUCACCAACAGCCUCGCCCGCUCUGCGCGCCAGUCCGCCCUACGCUGCAGCACCUUGCCCAGCAGGAAGGCGCUGAAGAACUCGCGGCUGGUGAGCCAGAAGGACGACGUCCACGUCUGCAUCAUGUGCCUGCGGGCCAUCAUGAACUACCAGUACGGCUUCAACCUGGUGAUGUCCCAUCCCCACGCCGUUAACGAGAUCGCGCUCAGCCUGAAUAACAAGAACCCCAGGACCAAGGCCCUGGUGCUGGAGCUGUUGGCGGCUGUCUGCCUGGUGAGGGGAGGCCAUGAAAUCAUUCUCGCUGCCUUCGACAACUUCAAAGAGGUCUGCAAAGAGACGCACCGCUUUGAGAAGCUCAUGGACUAUUUCCGGAACGAGGACAGCAGCAUCGAUUUCAUGGUGGCCUGCAUGCAGUUCAUCAACAUUGUGGUGCACUCGGUGGAGGACAUGAAUUUCCGGGUGCACCUGCAGUACGAAUUCACCAAGCUAGGCCUGGAGGAGUUCCUGCAGAAGUCGCGGCACACGGAGAGCGAGAAGCUGCAGGUGCAGAUCCAGGCCUACCUGGACAAUGUCUUCGACGUUGGGGGGCUGCUGGAGGACGCGGAGACUAAGAAUGUGGCGCUGGAGAAAGUGGAGGAGCUGGAGGAGCACGUCUCCCACUUGACGGAGAAGCUGCUGGAUCUGGAGAACGAGAACGUGAUGCGCGUGGCGGAGCUGGAGAAGCAGCUCUUGCAGCGGGAGAAGGAGCUGGAGCUGGUCAAGGAGACCUUCGAGAGCACGACGCAGCAGGUGCACACGCUGCGCAGGAUCAUCAAGGAGAAGGAGGCGGCUUUCCGGCGGCACUGUGGCUCCUGCCAGCCCGGGGAGCCGGGGAGCGACCUGCUGCCGCCCCUGGAGGGUGAAGGAGACGUCCCCGACUACGACAUCUGCCUCCCGGCCUUGCCUCCUGUGGAGGCUGCCCCCCCGCCCCCACCUCCCCCACCCCCUGUGCCCCCGCCGGCCCCGCCACUGCCAGACAAGUGCCCCCCUGCCCCUCCGCUGCCUGGGGCCUCGCCCUCCGUCAUCCUCACCGUGGGGUUGUCAGCCAUCCGGAUAAAGAAACCCAUCAAGACCAAGUUCCGCCUGCCCAUCUUUAACUGGACGGCCCUGAAACCCAACCAGAUCAGCGGCACCGUCUUCAGUGAGCUGGACGACGAGAGGAUCCUGGAGGACCUGGACCUGGACAAGUUCGAGGAGCUCUUCAAAACGAAAGCUCAGGGCCCGGCCGUGGAGCUGGUCUGCGCCAAGAGCAGGGCCUCGCACAAGGCGGCCAGCAAGGUGACGCUGCUGGAGGCCAACCGGGCCAAGAACCUCGCCAUCACGCUGCGCAAGGCGGGCCGCAGCGCCGAGGAGAUCUGCAGAGCCAUCCACAUGUUUGACCUGCAGACGCUGCCGGUGGACUUUGUGGAGUGCCUGAUGCGGUUCCUGCCCACGGAGGCGGAGGUGAAGCUGCUGCGGCAGUAUGAGAAGGAGCGCAAGCCGCUGGAGGAGCUGGCGGACGAGGACCGGUUCAUGCUGCACUUCAGCAAGGUGGAGCGCCUGGCGCAGCGCAUGGGCAUCAUGGCCUUCCUGGGCAACUUCCACGAGAACCUGCAGAUGCUGACGCCGCAACUCAACGCCGUCAUCGCUGCCUCGGCCUCCGUCAAGGCGUCUCAGAAGCUAAAGCACGUGCUGGAGAUUAUCCUGGCCCUGGGCAACUACAUGAACAGCAGCAAACGCGGCUGCGUCUACGGUUUCAAGCUGCAGAGCCUGGACCUGCUGCUGGACACCAAGUCGACAGACCGGAAGCUGACGCUGCUGCACUUCAUCGCGCUGACCGUGCGGGAGAAGUACCCGGACCUGGCCACCUUCUGGCAGGAGCUGCACUUCGUGGAGAAGGCAGCAGCAGUGUCCCUGGAGAACGUGCUGCUAGACGUGAAGGAGCUGGGGCGUGGCAUGGACCUGAUCCGGCGUGAGUGCAGCAUUCACGACAACAGCGUCCUGCGUAGCUUCCUGGGCGCCAGCGAGGGCCGGCUGGAGAAGCUGCAGAAGGACGCCAAGACGGCGGAGGACGCCUACAACACGGUCGUGCGCUACUUCGGCGAGAGCCCCAAGACGAUGCCCCCCUCCGUGUUCUUCCCCGUCUUCGUCCGCUUCAUCCGCUCCUACAAGGAUGCAGAGCAGGAGAACGAGCAGCGGAAGAAGCAGGAGGAGGUGCUGCGGGAGAAGAUGCUGGCUCAGGAGGCCAAGAAGUUGGAGAAGUGCCCGUUGCAGAGGAACAAGUGGCAGCAGCAGGAGCUGAUCGCGGAGCUGCGCCGGCGCCAGGCCAAGGAGCACCGGCCCGUCUACGAGGGCAAGGAUGGGGCCAUCGAGGACAUCAUCACAGUGCUGAAGAGCGUCCCCUUCACGGCCCGAUCCGCCAAACGGGCCUCUAGGUUCUUCUGCGACCCGUCCCACCACGAUGAGUCUAACUGUUAG
Messenger RNA from Emys orbicularis (European pond turtle), 3075 nucleotides. It is a transcript of the gene FMNL3, whose product is annotated as formin like 3. Gene Ontology annotation, molecular function: actin filament binding; small GTPase binding. The transcript has 26 exons. The coding region runs from base 1 to 3075 and encodes 1024 amino acids. NCBI's taxonomy places the organism in Eukaryota, Metazoa, Chordata, Testudines, Emydidae. Gene Ontology annotation, biological process: cortical actin cytoskeleton organization; cell migration; regulation of cell shape. The record is from RefSeq and is a predicted model, not a curated record. Gene Ontology annotation, cellular component: cytosol.